This is a messenger RNA of Lodderomyces margitis, 2490 nucleotides long. RefSeq lists its product as uncharacterized. Gene Ontology annotation, cellular component: mitochondrial membrane. The record is from RefSeq and is a predicted model, not a curated record. Lineage: Eukaryota; Fungi; Ascomycota; Pichiomycetes; Serinales; Debaryomycetaceae. The coding region runs from base 1 to 2490 and encodes 829 amino acids. The transcript has a single exon.
AUGACAGUUAGUGGCAAAGAAGAUAUCUCCAACUCGGAUUUCGAUGUCAAUAUUCUUGAAGACCCAAUUGUUGACCCAAGGGUUGAUAUGAAAUUCCCAUUACCCAUUGAUAAAGAAACUUAUAUUGAUAGUCCUGACAAUGUCAAAACGUUAAGUCAAUCAUUCAACUUGUUACAUUCAGCUCUUCGUUUCUUUUCGGGAGGCGAGAAUUACGACAAGAUUUAUAACAAUAUUGAAUACAAGUACUUUAUGAAUAAACACGAUGAUUCAUUCAAGAAGAAGUUCAAGAAUUAUAUGGAUGGCAAAUUGGAAAAAGAUGAUCCUAAAUUGGACGAGAUUGUUUACAACUUGAUUAAUCAGGAGUUGAAUAUGAAGUUGAUCAAGGCGUCUGAAUUCAAAUCAAGGUUUAAGGAAGUUAAAGACUAUAUGAUCAAGUAUUACAAGACCCAGAAUGAAAUCAAUUUACCUACUUUUGCAUCUCACCAAUUCAUUAGGAGUGCGUAUGUCACUGUCAUGACUAUUAUGCAAAAAUUGUUUCCCAAGGGAAUUUGGGUUUCUAAUCAAGAAAUGUCGAAUUUAUUUCAAAAGUAUAUUGAAAAUCCCAUGUCUAUUAUUUGGUCACCAUCACAUCAAUCGCAUUUGGAUUAUGUCAUUAUCCAUUUAUUGUCAAUUAGAUUCAACAUUGCUACUCCAUCCGUCAUUGCUGGUGAGAAUUUAAAUGUCACCAUUGUUGGUAAUCUUUUGAAAAAAUUGGGAGCCAUCUUCAUCCCUCGUUCAUUCAAUAACGAAUUGUACACUGAACGUAAUUUAAACAAUGUCAUUGAGUUUUUGUUGGUCAACAAGACCCCCUUUGAAGUAUUUAUUGAAGGUACUAGAUCAAGAGAUGGGAAGUUGUUGUUACCCAAGUAUGGAAUUUUGAAGUCAUUGGUGUCGAUUUAUUUGAAACAACGCAAUGAAGACCGCAAUGUCCAUUUUGAUAUGUUGUUCCAACCACUUGGUGUUACUUAUGAACGUAUUUACGAAAAUGAUUCAUUUUUAAAAGAGUUGAAAGGAGACGACAAGACUCAAGAAAGCUUUUUGGGAAUUGUUUCCAUUGCUGGUCUGGCGUUUUUCCCCAAAAAGGAUCAAUUGAUUUAUGAUAAACAGGGUUUCAAUGAUAAUUCAACUCGUAAUUUAACGGGUAAGAUUUUUGUCAAGUUGGGUCAAAAUUUCACCUUGAGUGAAUUUAUUGGCAAUGAUGAAUCCAUCAACAAUGAGAAAGAUGUCAAUUUAAAGAAAUUGGGGUUCAAGAUUUUACACGAAGUGAACCGAAUUGCAUUCAUUCCUGAAGUUUCAAUCAUUGGUACUGCAUUGCAAGCUUAUACUGAUUGUAGUGGCAAGACUGUCUUCACUACUGAUGAAAUGAUUCCAACAUUGAAAUUGGUGUUGAAGAUGUUGUUGCGAGAAAAUGAAUCAUCAGUCACAAACAAGAUUAUCUUGCAAGAUAUGUUGGAUGCUAGUAACGAUGAACUUGCAUCAGUCAUCAAAUAUUGCAUUGUUUCAUUUUUCCGAUUUAUUAAAGUUAAUGAGAAAAAGAAUUUAAUCAAGAUCGAAUCGCCUAUUGAAUUGUUGUAUUAUAAGAACUUGACUAUUCAUUUAAUUAUUCAAAGAUGUAUUGCUUUGUAUCUUUUGUUAUUACUUGACGGAGAUUACAAUUCUAAUCGAAGAAUUUUGGGUAAGUUGUUUUACAUUGUUACCAGUUUAUUGAAGAAUGAGUUUUUAUUUGAUUAUGAUGAAAAUCCAAGAAAUUCGUUGAAUUUCAUUCUUGAUGACUUGGUUUCUUUGGGAGUUAUUAGUAGAGUUGAACCUCAAAGAAGAAUCACUGCUGCUUCUGAAUCAAUCAUUUCUUCCUCCAACACAUCAUCAUCGUCAUCACUGGAAGAAGUCGAUGGCCCUGAAUUACCAUAUUACAAGAUUGAAGAUCGCGAAUAUGUUAAAACGUUUGCCAUUUUGGCCCAGCCUUUUAUUGAAUCAUAUAUUGUAUUGAUUACCAAUAUUUUGGAAAUGACCUCCAAUUUGGCCAACAAUUAUGCUCGUGCCAAACGUCAACAAACGCAUGCGAAAAUCAUCUUGGACGAUGAAGAGUUGAAGUACCCGACAACAAAGGGGUUGCUUAAAUAUAUCAUUGAUCAGCUGAGGAAAAAAGCCCGUUUCAAAUCACUUGAAUCGAUUAAUAAACAAUACUUGGUUAGUGAUUUGUAUUAUUUGAAUAAUUUACAAUUACUUCAAAUCUUCAAGAAUAAAGCCAAGACCAAGGCAUUUGUUCAAAUUUUGAAUCCAAGAGAUCUUGAUAUUUUGAAUCAGUUUUUGAUGCAAUUGUUGAAAUUGAGUAAUGGAGACAAGAGUUUGUUGACUGAUGAUGUUAAUAUUAGCUAUAUUAUUGAUAUCACUGAUAAGAAUUUUGAACGUGACCCGGGUCAAAUCAGAAGAAAUCAAGGAUUUAAGUUGUAA